Messenger RNA from Mollisia scopiformis, 551 nucleotides. RefSeq lists its product as uncharacterized. Lineage: Eukaryota; Fungi; Ascomycota; Leotiomycetes; Helotiales; Mollisiaceae. The coding region runs from base 63 to 551 and encodes 162 amino acids. The transcript has a single exon. The record is from RefSeq and is a predicted model, not a curated record.
CAGCUCAGCUUGUCAUCGACCAAAUUUCAAGAUGGACGGGACCGGACACUUGUCCUCAAAAAAUGGCUUCUAGUAAUAUAGAAGACAUCCUCUCUUUCGCUUCUAGUGAUAGAGAAGACAUCCUCUCUGGGACUAUCGACGAUAGUGAAGACAUCCUCUCUUGGGCUAUCGACGAUAGUGAAGACGAUCUCGAAGACGACACCGAAUCUCUUGCAUCUUUAGAGACCGACGACGGACAAGAUCAUCCUCCAGAGAAGGUACUGGCGCAAACCACUUCGAAGAACGGAUUUACCUGGUUUUUGGUCAAGUGGCGGGAUUGUCCAGUGCUGAGAUCAAGUUGGGAAGGAGAAUCACUCUUUAUACGCUGUCCAGAGAUCUAUGAAAGCUGGAAGGUGGAGAGGAAGAGACAGGCUGAGGGGAAAAGCCAGCCACUGGAAAUUGAGGCUUUCAAUAAAGCAGUGAAGAAGCUCGAGACCGCGGAGAGGCAACGAAGGCUCCUACGGAGACUGAAGCGCAAAGUCAAUCGUGUCCUUUCUAUUGUGACAGAUUGA